UGGAAAUCUUGAAAGAAAGCGCGUUAUACAUAAUAAUACGUAUUAUAAAUUGAAAUCUCAAUAGACCUCAAUUUCAAAACAUUGAAUUCCAUCAAUUGAUAUAGCAUAUAGAAGAAGACAAAGAGAGUAAUGACUCUAAGCAUACCUCAUCUAGAUCCUGAUCUAGAAUCACAACUACGAGAAAUAGUGGUUCAGAAACAAUACGUCAUAGAUAAAACAGAUAACUCAAACAGAUGGACUAGUACGAUACUGCCGAAAUUAGUUUAUAGACUUAAUGAUAUUGUCGAAAUAUCAACUAAUGAAGGUGAACAAUUCAGUCAACGACCAGAGGGUGUUGAUUUAAUACGAGCCAUUCAAUCCAUCCAAGAUAGAAUCAUUGCUCAUUUACAAGAUAAUUUCCCCACCAAUCCUCCUUUCACAAUUCAUAGAAUAUCGGAAAUACUACUUGAUAGUAAAAAGGAAGGUUAUGAUUUAAUUAAUAAUGUUCAAAUUCUAAAGUAUUUCAAUUCCAUAUCUAAAUUGAUUUUGGUUUCAACCGAUGUACUGGAUUUCCCACCUACAACUUUUCUGGAAAAAUCAAUCAUUAAAUCAGAUGUGGAGGUUGUUGAACCGAUAAUAACAAGUCAAGCAUCCUCUAUAAGUAUCCCAUUAGUGGAAAUCCCCUGGCUUAAAGAUGAAAAUGACGGUAUAAAAUCAUCCGAUAUAUCAUUAGAUGAAGGAGAUAGUGCUCAUAAUAUGUCUAAUGAAUCACCCGUCAAUGAUGAUAUGAUUAUAUCACCACCUCCAUCCGAUGAUAAGCAAGUUAGUUCUGUGGGUAAUUUAACAGAAACCAUAGCUCCAUCUCCAAUCAGAAGAAGACGGGAAAAUGAACAAGAUUUACUGUCAUCAUUAAUCCUUGAUAAUAAUGAAAAUGUAUCAAAACGUCCAAGAACUGAUAGUGUUUCCAAAGAUGAAUCUAUUUCAACAGAAGAUGCAAAGGAAAAUAUCGAUGAAUCUAAUGAAAAAAUAACCUCAAAUGGUGAUAUGACUGUAUAAUACUAAUUUUUAUGUUUACUGUAUAUUAUUUCUGUGUAUACUAC
Messenger RNA from Scheffersomyces coipomensis, 1079 nucleotides. RefSeq lists its product as uncharacterized. The coding region runs from base 130 to 1035 and encodes 301 amino acids. The transcript has a single exon. Gene Ontology annotation, cellular component: protein phosphatase 4 complex. Lineage: Eukaryota; Fungi; Ascomycota; Pichiomycetes; Serinales; Debaryomycetaceae. The record is from RefSeq and is a predicted model, not a curated record. Gene Ontology annotation, molecular function: protein phosphatase regulator activity.